Messenger RNA from Kwoniella shivajii, 5085 nucleotides. RefSeq lists its product as uncharacterized. The coding region runs from base 1 to 5085 and encodes 1694 amino acids. Gene Ontology annotation, biological process: mitotic actomyosin contractile ring assembly; actin filament bundle assembly; barbed-end actin filament capping. The record is from RefSeq and is a predicted model, not a curated record. Gene Ontology annotation, cellular component: cell division site; mating projection tip. Gene Ontology annotation, molecular function: small GTPase binding; actin binding. The transcript has 12 exons. Lineage: Eukaryota; Fungi; Basidiomycota; Tremellomycetes; Tremellales; Cryptococcaceae.
AUGACUUCGCUCUUUGGUAAAAAGCACCGAUCAUCAGCUUCAACUUCAUCCAAUCAUGGCGCACCUUCGCCCAACGGUCUCGGGUCAUCCGUGCCGUACAACCAACUGCCCUCUUCUGGACCUCCGCCCAUCGCAGGACCAUCGUCAAGGAGUAGUAAUGACGUAUCGGGCAGAAUGAUUAGUCCUCCAAACACAAAUCCCAUGUUGACUGAUCGAGGCACACCGAGUCAUAAGAGUAAAAGGACGGAUGAUCUGCCCAUGCCUUCUGGUAGGCGCAGAUCAAAUAGAGACGAAGUGGAAAGAGAUAGAAGGUCAAACAUGACAGAUCCUGGUGCAGGAAGGAUUUCACCCGAUCUCGCAGGUCCUUCAAAAAGGAUCACAAUGGAAGCUGUCGGUGGAGUCAGAUACAACCAACCUGGAAUAGUCCUCGAUACAUCUUCAACCACAGGUAUACGUUAUCAGCCACCUUCCGUCGUCUCUCAGAAUACUCAGGGUAUGGGUAGAUCUCCAGCUCCUCAAGAUUUUGGUGGUCAAGCAACACAUCCUUAUGCCGUUGGAUACGGACUACAGGAUCCCGAAACAAUAUCCAUCAGAUCUGUCUCUUCAAUCAAUUCCCAACGUCCUAAUCGAGACGGUCGAUAUCCCACCUUUGACGGUGCCCCUCCUGCAAGAUCAAGUGUAUCUAGCCGGCAUGGCUAUCCAUCAACUAAUGGUCGAUCUACCCCUAUCGCAUCCGCUUCAACCACUUCUCUCGUUCCCCAUACACCGAGACAAGAUGAAUUUCACUUUCCACGCCCAACGGAUCCCGAGGUGGAACAUUUAUUUCAGCAACUAUUGGAAAACAGAGAUUUAGACACUUCUCAACCUAAAGGAGUUCCAUCAAUAUCGUCAAGAAGCUCAAUAUCAUCCACGAUAUCCAACAUAGCUAAAACUGCUGCUGCUAUUCCUGUAGAAUCCAAGUGGCAGAUGGUGGAGGCGGAUGCGCGGAAUAGGUUUGAAAAUGCCAAGCUGGCUCGACGGAAAGAAGAGGAGUUGAAUAAGAUGAGCAAGGGAAAGAGGGUUGAUGCUCGUUCAUUGGACAGAACGACCGCUGAGUGGUAUCUCACGAAAGCUUUGGAUGGGAAGUUAACAGCAGAUCAUUUAAGGGCUUUAGAUAUCAGCUUAAGAUCAGAGCCACUCGAUUGGAUGCACAACUUUAUGGCACAUCAGGGACAAGUUGUCCUCGCGAAUUAUCUGAAUGGUAUAACUCAUAGAAAGGGGAAAGGACCAGUGGAUGCAGGAUUGGAGCUGGAGCUGUUGAAAUGCUUGAGGAGGUCUUUGGGCAAUAAAUUCGAAGCAACCAUCGACGGUCGAGGGAGAAUGGGCAGUAUGGUAGGAUUGAGCAAAGAUCUGAAAGGAAUGGAUGACGACUCUUUAAUGGAUUAUUGCGUUACGAUGCUUUGCCUCGUUCAAGGUCUGACAUCAGCUAAAGAAGUCAAAGCAAGAUGUUCUGUUCGAGCCCAAUUAGAGACUGCAGGUCUCCUUAAUGUAUUCCACAAAGUCAAACAGUGGAACGAUGAUCAUACGACUCGCAUGAUCAUGCAAUAUGAAGAAGAAGCGGAGAAUGAUCGUCGUGAUCUCAUCGACGCAGAGGAUAGGGAAAUGCUCAAGUCCAUGAGAAGUCCUGAAGAUGUUUUCCGCGCACUCUUGCAGAUGACCAAAGGUUCCAAAGCUAGUGCAUAUCUUCUCAACUCGCUAAGACACCUGCUGCUAAUCAAGGGUGAAGGCGAAGAGAAAACCAGAUAUUUUCAACUGCUAGACAAACUCAUAACUAGCAUUGUCAUGAGUGACACUCCCGAUCUCAGCCAAGACUUCUCUCGUGCCUUCGGCAUAUCAGUCUCGCAUCUCGUUGGUAAAUUCAUCGAACAAGACCGUCUCGACGAAGCUAUGGUAGAGCUCAAAGGCACUAAAGUCGCUCUUGCUCGAGUUCAGGAAGAGAAGAGAAAUCUGCAAGAUGAGGUAUCUGCUGGUGACGACGGGCUUGUUGGUAAACUGAAAGCUCAAGUGAUUGAUCUGGAGGAGAAGUUGAGACGAUCAAGAGCUGCUACGGAAACUGUGACCGAUCAAAUGGAGGGAAUGAAACGGGAUUACGAGCAACGCAUAGCUGAUCUUGAAUUGUAUAUACAAGAACUCUUCAACAUGCUUCGUGAAACCAAUCACCUGGAUCAAGUGCAAGAGAUGACACAUGGUCCCAUCGAUAGGAAGAAACUCAUACAUGAUCUGCGAGAACAGUGGGAAAGGAAAAAGACGAUUAGAAAACUUGAGGGGAAAGCCAAAAGGAAAACAGCCAGACCUGGUUCGACCAUUGCGGAGGAUGAUUCUGAGGACGACGGGGAAGACGAGGACGCUGAAGUAAUGGAAGCAGAGAAGGUAGCUUUGGGAGGCCAGGCCAAAGGAGAGGUAAAGAGUACAAAGAGGGAAACACAUCGAGAAAAGAAAGUACUGUCAGGAUCUCAAUUCAUGGACGCGGAAGAAGAGCGCUCUCCUAUACGUCCGCAUGGUUCAUCUUCGCGUACUGCUCGAAUCCGAGACGACCUCACACCUACUCGACGAGCAUUCGACGCCAAUGCUCCUCCAGUUGGAGAAAAAUCAAUUUAUCGUCAAUCUAAGAAAUCAGGUCUUCCUCCUAGGUUCCUCGAGGAGAUACGCUUCAAAGCUUUAUCCCGAAGUUCUUCGGCUCCCGCCGGUUUGGUUACUGACGACGAGCUGGACGAUGAUGACUAUAGAGAUAGUCAAUUUACCCAACGCACUGAUGGCACGGGAUAUACCUCAGGCAUGUCAUACGAACUUCGCACCCCUGGUAGUCGUGAUAGCUUUAGAGUCCAAGUUCUCAGUAGAGCCAAAUCACUUCGACACGGGAUCGACACAGAGGAUAUUCUUCCAGAAGAGUCCGGUAGUCUGCCUACCGUUCAAGAGGGACCGGAGAGCAGAAGAAGUCUGGGUCAGGCCAAAGAAGAUUUUGGUGGACGGUCGACAGCAGCUCCACUUCCUCCUCCUCCCCCACCCCCGCCUCCACCCCCACCACCACCCCCACCGCCUCCUCCUUCUUUCGCUUACGUACAAAGUGGAGCAGCUGUGGAAGGUAUAACCUCUCCCCCUCCUCCACCACCUCCGCCGCCACCUGGUGUGUUUGGCCCACCCGUAGGUUCGUCGAUAGGAAUGUCAGGUCUUCUGGCUGGUAUCAAAGGCGGUGUAUCGCUCAAAAAGACAGCUGGAGCACAAGCUCCACCUCCGCCACCUCCAGCCCCAAUAUCGCCAAAUUCCCUCCCUACAGUCGCUCGAGCCCCUCUCGGAUCAUUCAGCUCUUUGCUACACGGAUCCAAUGACUCCCGUAAAGAUAUCGGUCUCAUUGCUAGCAAGAAGAUGAAGCAGCUACAAUGGGAAAAAGUAUCCAAAAAUCAACUGGCAAAGACAAUCUGGGGUCAAGGUGAUGAGGUGGAGAGUGAGCUGGUGGAUAAAAUGAAAGCCGUCAACUUGUGGGAUGAAAUGGAAGACGAGUUCAAGGCAAAAGAGAUCAUCUAUGAUGCUGUCAAAAAGAGAAAGGAGACUGAACUUCAAAGUGUCCUCGGCCCUGAUCAUCGGAAGAGAAUUGAAAUUCUCAUGGCUGGAUCUACUGCUAAAAGCUUCAAGGACCCGGAAAGGCUGUCGGAAGCUAUUGCGAACUUCUCCAGUGAACUCUGUACUGAAACCUUCCUGCGUGAACUGCAAGGCGUUUUGCCUAAUGACGAUGACCGAGGUAAACUCCUGACUCACUCCGCCGAUACUGAAUCCGAGCUCGAAUUGCUUCAUCCAGCCGAUCGACUUAUGGUCCGACUGAUUCAACUCCCCCAUCUCAACGACAGAGUCAAGGGGAUGUUAUUCGAAGUUCGAUUUGCUCAAAACAUGGAUCUCCUCGAACAGAGCUUGAUAACGCUCAAGGCCGCGUGUCACGAUCUCCGACAUGCGGAGCGCUUCCAGAGACUGCUUAACGUAAUCCUUACCAUCGGUAAUUAUCUAAACGGAACUAAUUUUGCUGGUGGUGCAUUUGGUUUCAAGAUUGCCAGUAUCAAUAGACUGGUUGACACCAAAUCGAGCGGCGGGGGGAACUUGUUACAUUUCCUGGAAAAGACUGUCUCUCAGCAUUUCCCCGAUCUGGAUGGUUUCAUGGAAGAGUUAGCGAAACCCUCGGAAGCAUCUCGAGUCAACUAUGCUGAUAUGCAAGGCACUUCGAAACAUAUGCUCGAUGAAAUACGCAAAAUUAGAGAUUCUUUACGAAACAACUUUGAAGAAGGAGUUGACGGUUACACAAAGAAGAUGUUCCGUUUCUCCGCUGUGGCUGAAGAAAGAUUGCAAGAUCUAAGAGAUGGUAUCAUUGCUGCUGACAAGGAUCUUCGAGAUGUCGAAACAUAUUACGGGGAAGGCGAAGAGAUGGGUAGACCUCUGCAAAGUCAAGAUUUCUUUGGCAUUUUCAGAACUUUCACGUCAUCAUACCGAUUCUGUCGAUCUCAGAAUAGGGCUCGAGCAGAAGAAAGCGCCGCUCGAGAGAGAAGGGCCGCAGCGAAAGCAGCGCUCUCACCUCAGUCGACCGGAGUUUCGACAGCUUCACGUGAUCUUAUCGAUGGCACGAUGCAGCGUCUCAAGGUCGAAGGUACACCUCGAGUGAAGCGUGAACGACGCGCUCAUCUACCACCUCCAAGUCCUCUUCCUCAAACGACCGACUUCUCAGACUUCAUGAUUCCGCUUCAGACCGGGGACACAGACACACUCGACUUCGGAUCGUUGGCUCAACGAAUGAUGUUGGACGAAAACUUCUUCCCUGGAUUAUCAGGUAAUGGCUCAUUUGGAGAGAGUCUGGACAUUGGACUGUUGAGCCCACGAGCGACAGGAGAACCUUUGUCCCCGGAAUCGCCCAGUCCUAACCCUCUCACCAUUGCUGAACAAGAAGGAAAGGUGUUAAUCAUGCCGGUUGGGGAUGAGUCCGGAAGGUCCAGUCCUUCACAUCUGCCCAGAGUGACGGAGCAGGAGGAAGAAGACUACGAUGACGACGCAAGUGAAUAUGAUGAUUAG